Messenger RNA from Stylonychia lemnae, 2955 nucleotides. The record is from the annotation of a GenBank genome assembly. Lineage: Eukaryota; Ciliophora; Spirotrichea; Sporadotrichida; Oxytrichidae.
AUGUCUGGGUCAAUUGAAACUUAAUCGCAAAAGAAUAAAGAAGAUCAAGCAAAGUCUAACACUAAUGCUUUGCAAACCGCGAGAUCAAAUUAAUCUUGUGGCAAGAUCAAGCCUGAAAGAAGUGUUAGUAGGCAUCAUAGGUGCACUAUGGAGCAUUCUCAUAAUGCUACUGUAAAUUAGACAUAGACAAAGAAUAAUCACAAUUAAAGCUAUGCCUCAACUAAACGCAUAAAUCAUUCGAAUUUUAAGAAUCAUUCUAUCAUCAAAGAAAUUGAAGUUGAAUGCGAUAAUCUAAAAUCUCCUCAGAAUAAUCAAGAAAACAAACUAAAACUAAGCAUAAAGACUUCCCAUAGUAAAUCUCUCUAAAGUCAGCAAUUGAGUUAUAAUUCUAGAUUAUCACAGAAAUAAAAAAUUAAGAAUGUUGUUUCAACUUAAUCAAUCGACUGUCUCCAAGAUAUUAAUGAUGAAAUCAAGAAUAGUCUUCGUUUAAUCAUGAAAGAUCAACAGAAAGUCUAGGAUUAAAUGAUAUCAUAAAACAUGAUUCCUUAAUCUACAGUAUAAUCCCCUAAAUUUGAAAAUGUACUUAGAGACUCAAUGAAAAUAAACAAUAACAGGCCAACUUCAGUCAGAUAAUCAAUAUGUGCCAAGAAUUCUAAUCAUUCAAGUAUGAAAUCAUUAUCGACUUAGCAAAACAGUGUUAGGCAAUCUCUUAAAAAUAUAAAGCCAUUGGACUUAAAUACCCGAAGAAGUAGAGAUUACAGAUAAAUAGAGUAAUCUCAAAAAGUGCACUACAAAUAACUGGAAUCUUGUUCUGGCUUCAAUCAAAGUUCCUAGGCUUCUACUAAUACAGGGAUAUAAUCUUAAAAAACCAUAAAAGCAAUGAGCUAAAUUUAAUCCCUCAAUAAUAAGAUAAAGGAUCUGAACGAAGAAAUUUUAGAAAUGAAGAAAUAGAAGGGUGCUUAUUAGAUUAACAACAUACUAAGCCCUAAAAUCUCUGAAUAUAGAGUUAAGAACUCAAACAUUAAGCCUGUACUCCUAAGGGAAUCAGUUUCUGGGACAAUAUCCUACUAAUCUAGAGUAAUGAGCUGCAAAGCUGCUGAUAAUAACAGAAUUAACGUGCUUGAAGAAGCUGUAUCAGAUUUUAUUAAUGCUUAAAAAGUAAAAAAGGUAUUUUCAUUAACAGAACUUAGAAACAAAGUGGGUUUAAGAUAUCUGAAUGGCAAGAACUUUAAAUAUGCAUUUGAUGAAAUUAGUCAAUUUUCAGGAGGAUUAUAAGGAUAAUCUCUUAACUAAAAAGUAAAUAAGCACGUAUUUCUUGGUCAUAUGCUAGAGUUCCUGAUGGAUAUUCUAGAUACUAGAGAAGAACAUCAAAGCAAAUAUUUGAGAGAUGGACUCAAGUAGAUCUAUCGCACUGUUAAGUAAGAUGGAGCUCAUGUGUCUCUGCCAGAUCUUUAUAUGGCUGUCUUAAUAAUUAGGAGUUAAAAGCUGUCAGUAUAAGAUAUAGAUGAAGCAUUUACGUUCUUUUGCAAGUCACAAAUUAUUACUAAUUACCAGUUGGAAGCACUACUUACAUCUAUAAUAAGAGUGUGGUUUCUGAUUUAUCCUAAUUCAUCUGUAGGGAGAGCAAUUAAAAAUAUGAAAUUAAAGGCAGAAGACAUUGCAAGAGUUUUAGCAGAUCAGAUUAGCCAACUUAGCAAUUCUAAGAUAAUGGCCUAAUCCAUCAUAAUAUGGAUAAAUUAACCCAUUUAAAAAAGAGACAAAUCUAUGGAACGAGGAUAGUCUCCAAGUGUUCAAUAUAAAGCAAAUGCAAGAUAACUAGCUAACAAUCAUUAGAUUUCUAUAAAUUCUGAGUUCAACUGUAAAAAUUAUCAGACAGUCCUUCAAUAGUAUAUUCAAGAGGAAGACUCUUUAAGUUUUGUGAGUAAUCAUAAUAAUGCCAUUUUAGAUGACGAGGUGAUCACAAGUAAUUUAAGUUUUACUGAUGAGAUGUAGUACUAAAAGUAACUACCUUAAGGUAGAUGCUAAACUUCUCACUACAUUCAAAAUGUGCCUCCCAAAGUUAAUCAUGAACAUCUAAGAAAAACAUCACAAACUUAAUGCAAUCAAAGAAAAAGUGUUAAUGGUAAGUCCAUAAUGAUGGAGUCCACUAUCUAUAAUAACUAAUCUGAUCAUCUAUCUUGCUUCAACCAAUCUAUAAAUGCCACUACCCCUAAUCACUAUAAGCCUUAAUUGCAUUAAUAUAAAACAUAAGCCUUGAACUAAUAGCAAAAGGAUCUAGACAAGUAUUAGUAAUCUUCCUAAAUGCCUACAAUUAGUUACAUUACUAAUGAUAUUACUAAUGACUAGACUUUAAAUGCGGUAAGAAACGAUAAUUAUCUUAUAAAUAAUACAAAUCAUCAUCAAUAUAAGAGGCCUCAAAUUAUGACUUAGAAUCAUAGUAUUGCUGGAUUCCAAGAUAUGACAAAAUUUAAUCAUACAAUUUCACCAUAGAAUCCUUAAUAAUCAUUUGAUGUCAGAGGCUAUGAAACAUAAAACUUUUACAGCAAUCAAAAAUAAUAGAAUCAUCCUCCAAGUAUUAUAAGUAAUGGUAGUCAGACUAGAUCAAUCAUACAGAACCCUAGGAUGCAGAAAAACAAUGCUUUUAUUCAAAGUCACUACAAUAGUUUGAGUAAUCAUCAUAUCCAUUAGAAAGUUAAAAUAGAUCAAAGAGCUCAUAUUUAGCAAUAGAUGAUGACUCAAAUUCAAGGGCAAUCAAUGGCGAAUUAAAACCAAGCAUCAUAGCAGCAUCAUAAUUAUCUAAACUACUAGACUAACAUCCCCAUGAAGUCAAACUAUAAAACCCUCUAGGACACAAUGGAAUAAAGAGGAUAUCAAUCAAAUAUCAGUGCAAGAGAUCUUGACUACUUAAGACUAAUAAAAAAUCCUCCUAAUAUGAUGAUUAUUUAAGAUCUGUGA